AGGCUUUUUGUACCGGGGCUCGCUACUGUGCACGCGGUGGCGAGUGGCGAUGCCAUCAUGCCGUGGUACGGUCAGUAUGGGGUGCGGCGCUACAGCCUGAGCUCGCUAUGAAGUAUAAAGCUGUUAUUUAGUGGCUAUGACCAACCUCCGACCUCCUGGUUGCUGCCUCACGUGGACUCUCUGUUUAUUAUUAACCGCUGCGAGUGAGAGCGUGGCCCCUCCAGACAGCUUGCGACUCGUGUGGCUGUCUAACACGUCUCUUACAUGCAACGAUGGAACACCUGCCGGAUACUACAUACGUCGCGGAACAAACAGCCAUCAUUGGGUCGUCUACUUGGAAGGCGGUGGAUACUGCUGGGAUGCUAAAUCCUGCAGAGCACGCUGGAAGAGAAGGCCGGGUCUCAUGUCUUCAGCACGUUGGCCCAGAGCACGCAGAGCUCCGGCUUUGCUCUCCAUGGAUCCAGCAGCCAACCCUCUAUGGCACAACUCAAAUCACGUCCUCCUGCCAUACUGUUCAAGUGAUAUGUGGGCUGGAACCCGAACCAAGUCAUCCAAUGAUAGCUUUGUAUUCACUGGCCGUCUGAUUGUUAAAGCUGUGCUCAGUGAAUUGCUGCAGUUUGGUCUUAAAGGACGUGUUCUACUCGUUGGUUCAAGUGCUGGAGGAACUGGAGUUAUGCUUCACGCAGAUGCCGCAAGACGAAAUCUAAGAACACAUGGAAUUCGGGUGGCAGCUAUCGCUGACUCGGGCUGGUUCCUGGACAGACAUACCCGGGCAAGACGUAUUUCUGUUGAUGCGAUAGCGAAACUCGGCCAUUCUCUAUGGCAAGGGUCUCCUCCGACAUCUUGCGUUAGACAAUUUCGAGAAAAGCCAUGGCUGUGUUAUUUUGGAUAUCGGCUAUAUCCGCACAUUCGAACGCCAUUGUUUGUAUUUCAGUAUUUGUUUGACUCAGCUCAAUUGACUGCAGAAGGCGUAAGAGCUCCUCGAACUCGUGCGCAGUGGGAUGCAGUUCAUGAGACUGGAACAGCGUUGCGUUCGAGCUUAAAAGGUGUGAGGGCAACAUUUGCUCCUGCCUGUAUUGCCCACGGGGCCUUGGCAAGACCUGAAUGGCUGGCGAUUAAUGUUUCCGGAAUACCGCUGCCCCGAGCGAUCAGAUGUUGGGAGCAACGUUUUAGUGCCCCUAAUAGACGUGAGCAUGCAAGAUGUGCCCCAAGGAGGCUUAUAGAGAGAUGUUCAUGGCCACAAUGCAAUGGCUCGUGUCCGCGACUGCGUGACCCUCGCACAGGCGAGGAAGUUGCUUUAGCUGCACUUUUGCAGAGUUUUGGGCUCGAUGUGAAUGGAGCGGCUGCUGCUAUGGGACUAGACGCCCGAGCCUUAUCUCGCAUGAGUCGAGCAGAACUUUUGCCAUUAUUGGCACCACAUACGUGAUAUUUAUAGACUAUAGGUGCAUAUCCGCACGAUGAAUCUACCUCGUUUUUGUUGCAAGUACAAUUAUUAUUAAUGUUAGUUAUUAUUUAUUGUAAUGAGAUACUGCAGUAUUUAUAACAAGUAAAGAAGUAAUAAUCUGUG
This is a messenger RNA of Pieris napi, 1567 nucleotides long. It is a transcript of the gene Notum, whose product is annotated as palmitoleoyl-protein carboxylesterase NOTUM. The coding region runs from base 137 to 1426 and encodes 429 amino acids. Gene Ontology annotation, molecular function: hydrolase activity. The transcript has 3 exons. NCBI's taxonomy places the organism in Eukaryota, Metazoa, Arthropoda, Insecta, Lepidoptera, Pieridae. The record is from RefSeq and is a predicted model, not a curated record.